Messenger RNA from Alternaria alternata, 1412 nucleotides. RefSeq lists its product as hypothetical. Gene Ontology annotation, molecular function: single-stranded DNA binding; 5'-tyrosyl-DNA phosphodiesterase activity. The transcript has a single exon. The record is from RefSeq and is a predicted model, not a curated record. Bases 264 to 1346 code for a protein of 360 amino acids. Gene Ontology annotation, cellular component: cytoplasm; PML body. Gene Ontology annotation, biological process: double-strand break repair. Lineage: Eukaryota; Fungi; Ascomycota; Dothideomycetes; Pleosporales; Pleosporaceae.
CUACACUAGAAGGUAUCUAGUCCUGGCUAUUGCUUGCUUUGAUACAAGCAACUACAUACUCCUAACCGAAACCUCGGGUCUCACUUCGCCCUCAGUUGUGUGCUUCACGCCCCGCAUCAGCACUAAUCAAGAUUACAAUCAGCAUCAUGUCUCGCGGUGUCUGUCUUCGACUCUCUAUCAACAUCGUGUGCUUGCGACCUACAGUCCCCAGCCUCAGAUCAUCGUCUCUUGCUUUCUGACUACCUACCAUAGUUCCUAGAAGCAUGUCUUCCAACAAGCCCAACCCCAUCAUGCAGGCUCUUGCUGCCGCUUUCUCUACAAAGAUACAGAAACGUGAAGACGCCUUCUACGAGCCGAGACAACAGAGUUACUAUUGCGUCUCGCCAGAUGAUGACUGGGUAGCAGCGGAAUCUGGUGAAUCUCCUCCGAAAGAUGAAUCACAACCACCUGUACACCCCACAAAGAUCCGACUGAUCUCCUGGAACAUUGACAUCCUCGUUCCAUUUGCAGAGGAACGGAUGAGUGCCGCGCUAGAUCAUUUGUAUGAUGUGGUAUCAUCGACGGAGCCGGAGUCCGCAAUCAUCAUAUUCUUCCAAGAGAUGGGAGUGUCGGACAUGGAACAAAUACGAGAUUCGGCCUGGGUCAAGCAACGCUUCAACCUCACAGAUAUCGACUCACGGAACUGGUUAAGUCCUCAUUACGGGACUACAACCCUUUUAGAUCGGCGACUGUAUAUAGAUUCUGUUUUCCGCGUUCCCUGGUAUAGCAAAUUCGAUCGAGAUGGCCUGUUCGUCGACAUCGUCCUUCACAACCAGGCUCAUCCCGACGGCCUGCAGAAAACCAUGCGGCUAUGUAACACACAUCUGGAAUCUCUGGUUGCCGACCCACCAGUCCGCCCCAUCCAAAUGACAGCCGCGAAGCAGUACCUUCAUCACGAUAGUGUUUCAAGCGCAAUUCUAGCUGGUGAUCUCAACGCCAUUCAGCCCUUUGAUCGUACGCUGCAUGAAGACAAUAAUCUUAACGAUGCCUAUCUUCUAAUUGGCGGCGAAGGAGCCGGCCCUGGUGAAGAGGACAGUGACAAUGGGUACACAUGGGGUUACCAGGUUCCACAGGCCAUGAGAGACAGAUUUGGAUGCAGUAGAAUGGACAAGAUCCUUUUUACCGGAUCUCUAAGUCCAAUCAAGUUUCAAAGGAUUGGCAUGGGCGUCAAAGCAGCAGAAGAGCAUAGACAAAUGAUGACGGAGGCUGGAGAGCUGGAUUGGGUUUCGGAUCAUUACGGCGUGAUGUGUGACUUCGUUCUCACUGCAGGUGGGCAGUUGGUGGAACAAGAACACGAAGGAGAAUAAAGUGACGAGGUUGGUCAUGUGUUCAAAGUGGUCUAGGCUUGCAGUCAUGAAGCAGCAAUAGGAGAG